AUGGUUAGAGCAUCGGUAUGCAGACUGUUUCGAACAGUUAAUGUGUAUAUUUCUCGUCGUUAUGACCGUUUUUCAACGCGCUUGAACUGGGAGCCACUCAAGAAAGUGUCGGUUAACUUUCAGCCUGUCAUCCUUAGACCCUUUACUCAUACACAUCGAGCUCUCACAAGCACGCAGCCAAAAUUAUCCGUUUCAACUUCGUCUCCCAAUACCGCAUCUGUUAAACCGGCAGAUAUAGGCUUAGAGAAAUAUCAUGAACUAGCCGAUUCCUACCUUUCCAAGUUGUACGACAAGAUAGAACAGUGUCAGGAAGAAAAUGAUACUAUUGACUGCGAAUUUUCGGCUGGAAUUCUUACAAUAACCAUACCAUCUAAUGGAGUGUAUAUAAUAAAUAAACAAACCCCAAACAAACAAAUUUGGCUCUCAUCUCCCAUUUCUGGUCCCAAAAGAUAUGACUACAUCAUUUCUAGUGAAAGUCAAAUCAAAAAAGAAAAUGCAAGUCAUGGAGAAUGGGUUUAUAUAAGGGACGGGAAAACACUUUCGAAUUUAUUGGCUGAAGAGUGCGGAAUAACCUUAACAUAA
Blumeria graminis f. sp. triticale is the source of this 582-nucleotide messenger RNA. Lineage: Eukaryota; Fungi; Ascomycota; Leotiomycetes; Helotiales; Erysiphaceae. The record is from the annotation of a GenBank genome assembly.